This is a messenger RNA of Orbicella faveolata, 1247 nucleotides long. RefSeq names its product sodium- and chloride-dependent GABA transporter 1-like. Gene Ontology annotation, cellular component: plasma membrane. The record is from RefSeq and is a predicted model, not a curated record. Lineage: Eukaryota; Metazoa; Cnidaria; Anthozoa; Scleractinia; Merulinidae. Gene Ontology annotation, biological process: nitrogen compound transport; sodium ion transmembrane transport; amino acid transport.
CGGAAGUUUACCGGGCUGAGCAUUAAAUUAAUUAUUUUCUCGUUCUAGGGUUACACUAAUUAGUUAAUUGUUGUGACGUCAGAAGCUAGUUAUGUCAUUACCCUUUAUGAUGUCAUUUACAGAAGUCACUUUGUUGAAAUCACAUCCCGGAGCGUUUUGUCUUCAGAUGUAAAACAAAGCUUGAGACUUAAAGAUGUCGAAAAACAAAGUUCACCCCGUUACUGUAACGAUACCUGAGACAACUGAGACAGCUGAGGCAGCUGAUACAUCCAACACGAGCGAGGAACGCGAGAAGUGGCAUAAGAAAGCCGAGUUUCUUCUCUCUUGUAUAGGAUAUGCUGUGGGCCUCGGCAAUAUUUGGCGAUUUCCUUAUCUAUGCUAUAAACAUGGCGGAGCCUCUUUCUUAAUUCCAUAUUUCCUGACCCUGAUAACCUGUGGCAUUCCACUCUUUUAUCUUGAACUGGCUCUGGGACAAUACCUGAGCCUCGGUCCUGUCAAAGCUUGGGCAGUGGUUUGCCCCGUCCUUGCAGGUUUGUCAUAUAAAAUAUCCUUUGUGUUCACGGAAACCAUCAUGUCAGCUUUGAUGGAGAGCUUUACCAAACUGCGACCUUACAAAGGAUUUUGUUUAUUUUUCUUGUGUAUCAUUCAAUAUCUUGUCGGACUGUCUUGCGUCACCCAGGGUGGCAUCUACGUGCUGAAUAUAUUUGACAGCCAAAGUGGCGGUCUAUCUUUGAUCUUUAUGGUUAUUUUUGAGGCUGUCGCAGUCAGCUGGGGAUAUGGCGUGGAUAAGUUCUGUAAUAACAUCAAAUCGAUGAUCGGCAAGAAACCAAAUAUUGAGGCUUGGGGGAAUUUCACCUCCAACUGCACCUCCAUCGGUCAGCCGUUGAACUGUACAAUGAAGCUUACAUCUCCUAGUGAGGAAUUCUGGGAGCGUUAUAUUCUUGCUAUUUCAAGUGGUAUUGAUGAGCCAGGUGAAUUGCGGUUGCCGCUGGUCAUCUGUCUGUUGAUCGCUUGGACUGCUGUGUUCUGUUGCCUUUAUAAGGGAAUCAAAUCUUCUGGCAAGGUUGCUUAUUUCACAGCGAUUUUCCCCUACGUUGUGCUCUUCGCCCUGCUUGUCCGGGGGGUCACUCUUCCUGGCGCAGUCGAUGGAAUCAUAUUCUACCUCAAACCUGACUUCAGCAAACUUUUGCAGCCACAGGUAAGAUGACUUAUGCGCAUGCACUGAUUGAUUUGCUCCAAUGAAGAUA